AUGUCUGUCAGCACUAUUAGUCAAGAGUUAUCUAAGUUAGGCUUGAACCAACCUGAGCCAAUAAAGGACACAUACCCUGAUUACAAUGUCGUUGAUGUGUUUAGAAAUUACAUUGGUGAUGAAUUAAACCGAAUUUCUGGCAUUGAUAAAGAAAUCAUUGUUCAGGCUUUGGACACACCAAAGUUACUAGAUCAAGGUGACCUUAUUGUACCCAUCCCCAAGUUAAGGUUGAAAGGCGUUAAUCCAGGAGAAAAAUCCAAGGAAUGGGCUGAAAAAUUCAACAAGGGCAAGUAUAUCAGCGAUCUUGUACCACAAGGAGUUUUCCUUCAAUUCUUUUUUAACAAGUCGAUUCUUUUUGAUUUGGUCAUUUCUGAUGUCUUAAAGAGAAAGACUGACUACGGAUAUUUACCAUUGGGAGUCGGUAAGAAAGUUGUGGUGGAAUUCUCAUCCCCCAACAUUGCCAAACCAUUCCAUGCCGGGCAUUUGAGAUCGACGAUUAUUGGUGGUUUUGUUUCCAAUUUGUACGAAAAGAUUGGUUGGGAUGUCACUAGAAUCAACUAUUUGGGAGAUUGGGGUAAGCAAUUUGGUUUAUUGGCCGUUGGAUUUGAAAAGUAUGGAUCGGAGGAAGAGUUGGCAAAGGACCCAAUUAACCACUUGUUUGAAGUUUAUGUUAAAGUCAACAAUGACGUUCGUAAUGAAACCAAUGAAGCCACUGGUGAAGUUCAAGAGGGUGCUAUUGACGCCUCGGAGCAAGAUGAAAAGAAGAUUCAGUCUUCCACCAACGAAAAAGCAAGAGCCUUUUUCAGGAGAAUGGAAGAUGGCGAUGAAGCUGCAUUGAAAAUCUGGAAAAGAUUUAGAGACCUUUCUAUUGAUAAAUACGUUGACACCUACGCCCGUCUUAACAUUGUUUACGACUACUACUCUGGUGAGUCGCAAGUUCCACAACAAAAGAUGAAGGAUGCCACCAAGUUGUUUGAAGAAAAGGGUUUGGUUCAUGUCGACCGUGGAGCCAAAUUGAUUGACUUGAGUAAAUUCAACAAAAAAUUGGGCAAAGCUUUGGUUGAAAAGUCCGAUGGUACAUCUCUUUACUUGACUAGAGAUGUCGGUGAAGCUAUUAAACGUUAUGAAAAUUACAAGUUUGAUAAAAUGAUUUAUGUUGUUGCUUCGCAACAGGAUUUGCACUGUGCUCAAUUUUUUGAAAUUUUGAAACAAAUGGGCUUUGAUUGGGCACAAAACUUGGAACACAUCAACUUUGGUAUGGUUCAAGGAAUGUCGACUCGUAAAGGAAAUGUUGUUUUCUUGGACAAUAUCCUUCAAGAAACAAAGGAAAAGAUGCACGAUGUGAUGAAGAAGAAUGAGGACAAAUACAAACAAAUUGAAGACCCAGAAAAGAUUGCCGAUUUAGUUGGUAUCUCGGCCGUUAUGAUUCAAGAUUUCCAAUCGAAGCGUAUCUUGAACUAUGAAUUCAAAUGGGAUCGUAUGACCUCGUUUGAAGGUGACACUGGUCCAUAUUUACAAUACGCUCACUCUCGUUUGUGCUCGAUGCAAAGAAAGUCGGACAUUUCUGAAAAAGAAUUGGAGUCAGCAAACUUUGAUUUGUUGGUGGAGCCAUGUGCUGCUUCGUUAAUUAGAACAUUGGCCCAAUAUCCUGAUACUAUUAGAAGAGCCACCAAGAACAUGGAGCCUUCAACCAUUGUAACGUAUUUGUUUACAUUGUCCCACAUUGUUUCUCAAUGUUAUGAUAUCUUGUGGGUCUCGGGACAAGAAAGGGAGUUGGCUGUGGCAAGGUUGGCUUUAUAUGCCACAACAAGACAAGUCAUUUACAAUGGUAUGACUUUGUUGGGUCUUACUCCCGUUGAAAGAAUGUAA
Lodderomyces margitis is the source of this 1869-nucleotide messenger RNA. RefSeq names its product arginine--tRNA ligase. The transcript has a single exon. Gene Ontology annotation, cellular component: cytoplasm; mitochondrion. Gene Ontology annotation, biological process: arginyl-tRNA aminoacylation; mitochondrial translation. NCBI's taxonomy places the organism in Eukaryota, Fungi, Ascomycota, Pichiomycetes, Serinales, Debaryomycetaceae. The coding region runs from base 1 to 1869 and encodes 622 amino acids. The record is from RefSeq and is a predicted model, not a curated record. Gene Ontology annotation, molecular function: arginine-tRNA ligase activity; ATP binding.